This is a messenger RNA of Folsomia candida, 2433 nucleotides long. RefSeq lists its product as uncharacterized. The record is from RefSeq and is a predicted model, not a curated record. Lineage: Eukaryota; Metazoa; Arthropoda; Collembola; Entomobryomorpha; Isotomidae. The coding region runs from base 1 to 2433 and encodes 810 amino acids. Gene Ontology annotation, molecular function: nucleic acid binding. Gene Ontology annotation, biological process: DNA integration. The transcript has 2 exons.
AUGGAUCGUAAUCGUGCUGCUGGAUUUGCUCAUGAGGAGAAAAUAAAUGAAUAUAUUAUGAAGGGUUAUGCAAGAAAACUCGACCCUAGUGAAGUCAACAACAACGAAUCGAAGGUGUGGUACUUGCCGCAUUUCGUCAUCGACAAGCCCCGCAAACCUGGAAAAUAUCGACUAGUUUUCGACGCCGCAGCGAAGAUUCAUGGAAAAUCGCUGAACGAUUAUUUACUGACUGGACCAGACUUGUUAAAUUCGCUGGCGUCAGUGAUCAUCAAAUUUCGUCAAAAUCAGAUUGGAUUCUCUGGCGACAUUCGUGAUAUGUUUCAUCAAGUACGAGUCAGAAAAGAAGAUUUGGCAUCUCAACGAUUUUUGUGGAGAGGAUGGGACCGAGAGAAGAAACCCGAUAUCUACCAAAUGGAAGUGUUAAUAUUUGGAGGGACCUCGUCACCCACCUCGACGAUAUUUGUGACCCACAAAAAUGCUGACGCCCACCGGGAGGAAUAUCCGGAAGCAGCAGCAGCCAUUAAAACGAAACAUUAUAUGGACGAUUAUUUGGAUUCGAAAAGUACCGUGAAGGAUGCGAUCCAAAUAAUUCAAGGUGUCACCGAAGUACACCGACGAGGAGGUUUUGAGAUCACUGGAUGGGUCUCAAACAGCGAAGAGCUCAUCAAACUCAUCCCAGAAGAACAUAGUGGUGAAAGGAUGAAGAAUUUUGAUAGUGAUGCUGGGAACAAAGUCGAACGAGUUUUGGGCCUCCAUUGGGAUACAACUGAAGAUUGUUGGUCAUUUCCCAUCAAUUUUAAGAAAAUGCAAAGUCAAGUGAUCAAUGGUGAAACGCACCCGACAAAACGACAGAUUCUUGGAGUCGUAAUGUCAAUUUUCGACCCGAUCGGACUCAUCGCUCAUUACACUGUAAAAGGAAAGAUGUUGUUACAAGCAGUGUGGAGAUCCGGUUACGGGUGGGAUGACGAAAUCACAGGAGAAUGCCUGGACAAUUGGAAAAUGUGGAUUCAUGAAUUCGAGUCAAUCAAGAAUUUGAAGAUUCCACGAUGUUACGCCACUUUCAACUGUGAAGAAAGUGAAGUUGAGCUGCACGUCUUUUGCGACGCUAGUGAACUAGCCUACGCCGCAGCAGCUUAUCUCCGUAUCGACAAUGGACGGAGAAUCGAGGCGAGUCUAGUGAUGGCCAAAUCAAGAGUAGCCCCCCUGAAAAGUAUAUCGAUCCCGCGAAUGGAGCUUAUGGCAGCCGUAAUGGGGACAAGACUCGGACUCACCGUGAAGAAAGAAUUAGAAUUUGAAAUUAAACGAACCGUCUAUUGGAGCGACAACAAAACCGUUCUGUGUUGGAUAAGAGCAGCCGACACUCGUCGCUAUAAGCAAUUCGUCGCACACCGCGUGGGAGAAAUUUUGGAAUCAACGGAGGGGUCAAAUUGGAAAUGGGUACCUACUCUGGAUAAUGUGGCAGACGACGCCACCAGAAAUACGCCAAGUGAUCUCACUUCCAACGCCAGAUGGUUCCGCGGACCUGAGUACCUAUGUCAAGAAGCCGAAACCUGGCUAUCGAAUCCAGCGACCUCAAUAAAAUAUCGACAAGCCGUCACCCCUACCGAACUUGCAGCCGCCGAGAAGAUAUGGUGGAGGAAAUGUCAAAAGGAUUUAUUUCCCACUGAAGUCCAACUCCUGCAAGAUAAUGUGGAUUUAUGGAAAUCAAAACAAGCCAACCACAGUCGACUACUCAGAUUAAGUCCAAUCAUGGAUGAAGAUGGAAUCAUCAGAUUGAGAGGAAGAAUUGACCAAGCCUUGUGUAUUGGAUGGGACACUAAACAACCCGUUAUUCUUGACGAUAAGCAUCCGUUUGUUAUGAGGAUGAUUGACUAUUAUCACCGCGCCCACCAACACCAAGGUCAAGAACCCGUUUUUAACGAUCUUAGACGGAGAUACUGGAUUUUGGGAAUGAGAUCUGCCGUCAAGAAAUCCUGGAUUCGGUGCAACUGCUGCAAAUUGAACCGAGCCAAACCGUCAUUUCCGGAAAUGGGAGCAUUACCACCUUGUCGAGUUGCAGCUUACGAAGCCCCAUUUACCUACACUGGACUCGACUACUUUGGUCCAGUAGAAGUUAUCGUUGGAAGGAGCGUCCAGAAACGAUGGGUCGCCCUCUUUGUAUGUAUGACGUCUCGUGCCAUUCAUGUGGAAAUCGCACGAAGAAUUGACACCGAUGAAGCCAUCAACGCGUUGAGAAAAUUUAUGUCCAUUCGAGGACAACCCCGCUGUAUUUUGUCUGACAACGGGACAAACUUCCGGGGAGCAGAUGGCGAACUCAAGAAAGCGAUUGGUGAAUGGAAACACCAACAAAUUGAAGAAUUUUUGUUACCAAAAGGAGUCGAGUGGAAAUUCAUCCCACCUGUUGAGACACGACAAGUCACCCACUACCCGUAG